Molecule: messenger RNA, 1182 nt
Organism: Penaeus vannamei (Pacific white shrimp)
Lineage: Eukaryota; Metazoa; Arthropoda; Malacostraca; Decapoda; Penaeidae
Source: RefSeq, a predicted model, not a curated record
AUGAGAUCGACCCCCUUCGGGCUCGACUUACUCCAGAAAGCUCUCCCUCCGUCGGGGAACUUCUUCAUCUCGCCCUUCAGCAUCUGGAGCGCCCUCGUCCUCGCCUACUUCGGCUCCCGAGGCAAGACGAAGGCGGAGCUGGAGCAGGUUCUGCGGCUCACCAACAAGGAGGACACGCUCGCCCUGUUCAGGGCCCUCGAACGGCGCUAUGACUCCCAAGAAGCAAACCAGAACUACACCAUCAACUCGGCGAACAGGAUAUACGUCGACCAGUCCAUUCCCGUUCGAGAAUGCGUGGGAAAAGUCCUCGACGACAAACUGAAGUUAAUAGACUUUAAUAGGCUUAAACCUCGGGCGCAGUGUGAAAGCCUUCCGUACAAGAGGGCAGAUCUGUUCAGCAGACUUACUUUGAUCUUGAGUAACAGAGACAAGCCGUCUGUGGUGAUCAUUUCAUCUACAGUUCUGUUGCCUAUAAAAAGAGCAUUUGAAGUCCUUUAUUUGGAAUUAGUUGUCCCCGACGCCGCCGCUGCUGACAUCAAUGCCUUCGUCAACGCCGAAACGCGAGGAAAAAUACCAAAGCUUAUAGAACCCUCCUCUCUUGAAGACGCUAAAAUGGUCUUAACUAACGCCGUCUACUUCAAAGGCUUUUGGAAAUACCCGUUCAAGCCUCAAAGGACCCACAAGGAGAAGUUUUUCGUAACCCCGGAAGAGUCUGUCCAAGUGGAUAUGAUGACGCAAACGGGAAGGUUCAAAUAUGUGGACUCGGAGAAGCUUCACGCCCAGGUGCUGGAGAUGCCCUACAGGGGCGACGCCGUGUCCAUGGUGGUGCUCCUCCCGCGAAGUGAGAGAGCCAAGGAAGUGGACAGGCUGGUCCGACGCCUGAGGCCCAGGAGACUCGUGUCUGUGUUGAAGGCGAUGCCCUCCGUCCCGCUGAUAGUCAAGUUUCCCAAGAUCAGCGUGGAGAGUACUCUCGGGAUGAACUCAUUUCGAGCGAUCCACAAGGCCCUUAUAGAGGUGGACGAAGAAGGCGCAGAGGCAGCAGCGGCGACGGUGCUCGUUAUAACUAAUAGGUCUUCGAUGACUCCAAAGACGACGUUCACGUGCAACCGGCCCUUCGUUUUCUACAUUAAAGAUAACGAGGCGAACAACAUCCUGUUCAUGGGUGUUUAUAGGGGUCCUUGA